This is a messenger RNA of Amblyraja radiata (thorny skate), 1876 nucleotides long. RefSeq names its product phospholipase A2, group VII (platelet-activating factor acetylhydrolase, plasma) (gene pla2g7). Bases 89 to 1315 code for a protein of 408 amino acids. The transcript is spliced from 11 exons. Gene Ontology annotation, molecular function: 1-alkyl-2-acetylglycerophosphocholine esterase activity. NCBI's taxonomy places the organism in Eukaryota, Metazoa, Chordata, Chondrichthyes, Rajiformes, Rajidae. The record is from RefSeq and is a predicted model, not a curated record.
GUGGCCCCGGCUAAUUCAUUGGGACGCCGUCACGUCAGGUCCGGAUUACACUGCCAAGCUUGAAGCGAUUUUUAUAAUUCAGCAUAACAUGGGACAUGGUGGGAGUCAUAGUCUGGGGAUUCCUUCUGGGAAAGGGCCACAUCUUGUUGGAUGUAUAGAUAUCAUGACUGAUCACACAAUUCAGGGAAGUUUCUUGCGCCUGUACUACCCAUGUGUUCAUCGUGAAAAGCAUCAACAGCCACUGUGGAUUCCCAGACACGAAUAUUACAAUGGACUUGCUGAUUUUCUUAAAUACAGCAGAACAAUUACGGAUUAUAUUUUAAAGCAUUUGUAUGGGUCAUACAGUGUUCCUGUUGAAUGGGAUGCCCCAUUUAAAUCAGAUGGAAAAUAUCCCCUGGUAAUCUUCUCCCAUGGCCUUGGAGCUUUCAGGACUGUUUAUUCGGCUAUAUGCAUUGAAAUAGCUUCUAGGGGAUUUGUCGUUGCUGCUGUGGAACACAGGGAUAGAUCAGCAUCAGCAACCUACUACUUUGAAGAGAAAACCAGAACAAACUCUGAAGGAGAGCAACUAAGCAUACCCACCAUUUCAACGUUGACGUUGGAUCAGUUGGAGGAGAAGUGGCUUUACUAUAAGCCGUACAAACGCGGGGAAAAAGAAUUCCCAUUUCGAAAUCACCAGGUGCAUCAGCGAGGAGAAGAAUGUACCAGGGCCUUAAAUCUGCUUACUAAUAUAAACAAGGGAAUAAUGGUGCAGAAUGUAUUUCCAUUAGACUUUGAUUUCUCCAAAAUGAAGGAUUGUCUUGAUCUGUGUAAAGUAGCUAUUAUGGGCCAUUCAUUUGGUGGUGCCACAGUUCUUGAUUCACUUAGCAAAGAGCUUCGAUUUAGUUGUGGAGUGGCAUUAGAUGCAUGGAUGUUCCCACUGGAAGAUGACAUACAUACAAGGAUACAGAAGCCAAUAUUAUUCAUCAACUCAGAAAAAUUCCAGUGGCUUACAAAUAUUCUGAAAAUUAAACAACUUGAUUCAACCACAAUACAACGAAAGAUGAUAACAAUAAUGGGAACAGUUCACCAGAGUUUCCCUGAUUUUACAUUUUUGACUGGCCAUUUCAUUGGAAGGAUGUUUGGGCUGAAAGGAACAAUAGAUCCCCAUAUAGCAAUUGAUAUUAGCAACAAAGCUUCUUUAGCAUUUAUGCAAAGGCACUUGGGUCUUCAGCAAGAUUUUGAUCAGUGGGACGCUCUUAUUGAUGGAAAAGGAGAACAUAUUAUUCCUGGCACAAAUAUUCCUCUGCCUCCAUCAAAUUCUCAAUCUACACAAUGACUAUGCCGCCUUUGAAUAUACCCCAGAAAAAUGUGUGCACAGAUUUACCUGUAGUAAAUAGUGUGCACAAUAUAGCCCUUUUUAAUAUCAUCAGCCAUACAAAACUCAUUACCUCCAUAAUUUUGUUUCCUUUUGUUGCUUGUAGACCCAUGUUUCACAAACAUUACAAUAUUCAGGUUACUGUCUAAUUAUUCUAGUAUUAAGACAGUGGGAUGCAAGUGUGAGGUAUAUAAAUGUUUAUAUAUUUUAACCGAUGUUUCAUAUACUAAAUUGCCACAGCUUUUAAAGUGGUGAAUUAAUAUAUUAAGUAUUUUAAUAUUGAACCCAAUUGUUUAAAUCUUCAGUACAUUUUUUACUAGCCACGCUGUUUUGAAGCUGUAAAUUAAUUCUUUGACUGAUUACAAUAAUUCUCAAAACCAAAAGUGUAAAUUAGAUUUCUGGAGGGUGAUUAUGAAGUUUUUCUCUGCACUGUUAGCUAAAUUUUUAAAUUCCAUCCGGAGAAAGAAAUAAGAUCAAAAUGUUGCUGAAGAUCUGGUAAUAAAGUUUGUUCAGAUUAAUCCA